CUUCACAAUUGGCUCUGGAAAAACAUUGAUCCAAUGUACAAUACAUACUCGUAGAAGUACUUUAUGAGUGCUGCCUGGGGUGGACUGGUAUUGCAUGGUCAUCAUUGGCAAAUUAAGAUGAGCAGUGUUUCUCUGUAUGGGACACUAACAGAGCCACUGCUAAAAAGUUGACUUGUCUGGAGUGACUGCCACAAGAGAUGGAGGUUCUCAAUAACGAUCAUACAACCACAACAAAACCCAGGGCAGCGCUUUGAAUCUAACGUAUGCCUCACCAUUGACCUUGAUAGGUUUGGUUUCUGAGCUUGAACUAUUGUUAAUCAUUAGUUAUAAAAGAGACAUGAGGGGUGUCAUAAUGAAGCUUGGGAGGGACUGAGUGCCGGGAACACGGUCACACGUGGCGGUACUGAUAAGAGCAGGAACCGUUUAAGGCCCAUUUCACUCAGAUCCCUGCCUAGCAAUAAGGAUGCAAUGUUUAGCGAUAAGGAGGAGACUCCACCCAAAGUGGGGUAUGUAUACUACCACGGGUGAAACCAUGUGUUUGUCUGAAUGCAGCUGUAUUGACCCUCUGGGCAGAAUUAUCUUGGUUUUAAAGCUUUCAUUGUAUCCGUUGAGUUUGUACUCUGAAAAUUAGAACCUAACAACCUGAAACACGACGCUUCACAAACAUGCCGCAAUGUCAUGGCAUGCGACCACUCUCCCCUCCCAGCCGUGCCUGCCAGACCUGGUAUGCAGACAGCUGUCCUACGACGACAGCACACAUACACGCCUCGCUGGGGCAAAUUAAAACUUUAAAGAGCUCCAACAGGACAGCUGUGUGUGUGAGAGUGUGUGUGGUGUGGUGUGGUGUACAUUUCCCUGUCCACUUACCAGCUCUCUCAUUUCACUGGUAGAGGACUAAGGGACUCAAGGACAUCUUCCCAUCCAGCGCUGCCAGAUAGCCACAGAGCAGUACUACUGUAGACAGCCUGUAUCAAUAUCAAUUCAGCUGAGGUGUGAUUAUUGCUGGUUGAAAACUCGGAUCAGAUCAACCUAUCAUCUGCCACCAUGGGAGCCUACAUUGCCAAGAUGCUGCUGCCCACCGUUAGUAGCCUGGUGUUCCUGCCUGCAGCCAGCGUGGCCACCAAGAGAGGCUUCCACAUGGAGGCCAUGGUCUACUUCUUCACCAUGUUCUUCACCACGAUUUACCAUGCGUGUGAUGGGCCAGGCCUCUCCAUCAUAUGUUUCAUGAAGUAUGAGAUCCUGGAGUACUUCAGCGUGUACGGAACAGCCAUCUCGAUCUGGGUCACACUGAUAGCUUUAGGGGAUUUUGAUGAGCCAAAGCGUUCUACUCUGACCAUGUUUGGGGUUUUGACCUGUGCUGUGAGGAUCUACCAGGACCGCUGGGGCUAUGGGAUCUACUCUGGACCAAUAGGAUCAGCAGUAUUCAUAAUCACUGUCAAAUGGUUACAGAAAAUGAAAGAGAUAAGGGGCCUCUACCCCGAGAAGAGCGUAUACACCCAACAGGUGGGGCCAGGAUGCUGCUUCGGUGCCCUGGCUCUGAUGCUCCGCUUCUACUUUGAGGAGUGGGACUACGCUUAUGUCCACAGUUUCUACCACCUGUCUAUGGCCGUGUCCUUCGUGCUGCUGCUACCCAAGAAGAACCGCUAUGCAGGGACAGACAACCCCGCCAAGCUCAGCUGCUACACCCUCCUCUGCUGUACACCUUUUCCUGCUUCUACGAAGGAGAAGAAGGACAAGAAGAAGACCCCGUCUCGAACCAUUUGGACCAUUCCCACUGAGCGGCCUUGGACACGGGCCUGCAACUCACCAACUCUCCCUCUGUUCAACCCACCUAGUACACCUGUUAAGAAAGCUCUGGACAUCACUACACCUGUUAAGAAAGGAUGGGAGAUCAUCAACACUACACCUGUUAAGAAAGCACUGGACAUCAACACUACACCUGUUAAGAAAGCACUGGACAUCAACACUACACCUGUUAAGAAAGCACUGGACAUCAACACUACACCUGAUAAGAAAGCACUGGACAUCAACACUACACCUGAUAAGAAAGCACUGGAUUUCACUACGCCUGUUAAGAAAGGAUGGGAGAUCAUCAGUACUACACCUGUUAAGAAAGGACUGGACAACAGCGCUAAAACUGUUAAGAGAGCACUGGACUUCAGCUGCACUAAACCAGUAGAGAAGGGACUGGACAUCAGACUAGAUAUGAGCAGCACUAAACCUUUUCACAAAGGACUGGACAUCAGCAAGCUCAAAGAACAGAAUGGGUGGAAGUGACCCCACAAGACAGAUAAACUUUUAUGAGUCAGUUGGUCUUGGUGAUGUCCAGAGAGAAAGCAAAUAGAGAGAGAACGAUGUCAUACAAUACAGGGUUACAGGAACACAGACAUCAUCCACGAAGGUCAGGCCCUGGCCUGUGCCCUCAGGGAGACAAAGAGUAUGGCUGUCUCUUCUGUCUGUACAGAAAACAGGAGAGAAGCCCUUUACUUCAAAACAUGAGGAGAGUGACAGGGAGAAGGGUUCCUGAGGCAAGCCAGUAAAACUGACUGGAAAAUUUGUGAGUAGCACAGGCGGCAGACAUUUUUUCUCUCCAAGAUGAAUAAAUUGUCUUUCAAAUGUUUCUCAGGAGGGACCUUUCGUCUGCUGCUCUCUCUCUCUGAGAAAGGAACUAUGCAGUUAAAUUCAGUUAUGAAAAUUACAAGAUUGUAAAAGCACAUUUUACUCGCUUUAUAUAUCCCCUAGGUGCCAAACAUGUCAUCUGGUGCAUCAGACAUUUGAGUGCAGCAGAAUCCGGUCCAGACACUAGACUGUAAACCAACUGCAGCGUUUUAGAAUGUUUAGAAUGAGGUGGCAGGUAUUUAUUCCAGUAUAUUGAGUGACCAAGCAACUUCGACUUUGUAUCCUUACUUUUCAGCCUCACUCUCGCUAACCGUUUUUAUGAUGAACUUUACAUAAUGCUUAUUUAUUGCAAUGGGAAGGGUUUUAUUUAACCGUGAUGGUUUCACUAUAAUGUAUGUAAUUCUUUUUCAAAUAAAUGGUUGAUGUUUCCUUU
Salvelinus namaycush (lake trout) is the source of this 3052-nucleotide messenger RNA. RefSeq names its product myomaker, myoblast fusion factor (gene mymk). Gene Ontology annotation, cellular component: plasma membrane. The transcript has 6 exons. The coding region runs from base 1045 to 2277 and encodes 410 amino acids. NCBI's taxonomy places the organism in Eukaryota, Metazoa, Chordata, Actinopteri, Salmoniformes, Salmonidae. The record is from RefSeq and is a predicted model, not a curated record.